Molecule: messenger RNA, 2777 nt
Organism: Nasonia vitripennis (jewel wasp)
Lineage: Eukaryota; Metazoa; Arthropoda; Insecta; Hymenoptera; Pteromalidae
Product: lipase 3
Exons: 14
Coding region: 441-2525 (694 amino acids)
Biological process (GO): lipid metabolic process
Source: RefSeq, a predicted model, not a curated record
GACUCAGAAGCCAGCCGAUAGUCGGGCGAGUCAGGCCCUUUAAAUGGAUCGCGCGAGAUCGCUGUUUACCGCAUAUUAUAUUUUUAUCAAGUAUACUUGCACUGUGUUGAACCCGACAAAUAUUCUACGAUAAGGCACUACUAGUUCAAGGAUUUUUCAACAAAGAGGACACCAAAAAUCGAGCUCUCCUCGCGGUUCAGUGAAUCCAACAGGAAAAGUGCGGAUCUGCAAAUUUUCAAGUGAAAAAUCGGCCUUCGGAUGGGAAAAGCGAAACGAGUGGAAAGAGUUUGAGCGCGUUUAUAAAUAAUGCGCAUCGCUUGAGGAACACAUGCGCGACACAGCGUGUGGAAGCAUUAUUAUAUCGUGCGAUCAAGGCAUAAGCAAGCGAAAGAGCGAGCGGUGGUGGCAGCGGCGACGACGCUGCGGUUCACGGGGUCAAGAUGCCGCGCGGAAGCCGGCGUUCAGUCGACGAUCGAGGCCUAGUCGAGCGCGGCAAGGGUAUCGUGUGCGCUGCUCUGAGGUAUAUCGGAUACGAAAGCUGGUCGACCAAAAAGAAAACCUGCAUCGUUUUCACAAUGUCCUUCACGACACUUUUGCUUCUCACCACGGUCGCCGUGGUCUUGGGCAGCGACACUUACUUCGACACCAGUGGAAGGAAUUUGUAUCAAUUGAAUGUACUUUCGGAAUACGAAUUGGAACGUUAUGCGUUUCCGCCAGUUCUACCGACGUCCGAGUCUGAAGUUGAUAAACUAGUCGAUCCUGGGAAAGAGACGAUAUUGUACAGGAUCUCAUCAGGACCAAAAUCACCGAAGAGGCCAGGAAAAAAACCAGUAUUUAUCGAGAAUGGUAUUCUCUGUGAUAACGAUCCUUGCGAAGUGAACAAACCGAAAAUUGCAGUCGCUUACAUUCUGGUAGACCGUGGCUACGACGUCUGGCUGGGUAUUGGCAACAGCAGCAUUGCCGACAGUCACCAAUCGAGCGAGGAAAAUGAAAGGAAGCGAUUGGAGCGCGUUGCCCAAUACAUACUGGCCUCCACUCAAGCGGAAGAACUCACGGUUAUGGGACACUUUAACGGCUCGGUGCAGUUUUUUGGGAUGACGGCGCCUCGUAUUAUCGCCGAGGAGAAGCCCCAGUCGAAAUUCUCGAGGUGGCUAGAGCACAUACCAGGAGUAAAGACCAUCAAGAACUUGUACAAAAAAGGAACAGGUUUUCUUACAAAAGGCUACAACGACGUUGUCGAGAAAUUCGACAGAAUCGGCCGUAAAAUCAACUAUAUCACCGACGACACGAACAUUCGCGAUUUGAAGAACACCGUGAUGAAAGCUUGGGGGUUUAUGCUGAACAUGGUUCUACCAACUUUGUCGAUAAAAAAUUUCUCCGACAUGAUGGACCAUCCUGACGUGUUCUUGGACACCGCUCAACUAGUGCGGAAAUACGGUUACCAGGCGGAAUCUCAUCUCGUCGAGACGGAGGACGGUUAUCUGUUGACGGUACACAGGAUACCGGGUAACAACUCGGCGUCUGUGUAUAGCGGCAAACCCGUUGUUCUACUUCAGCACGGGAUUCUAGGCAGCUCCGCCGAUUGGGUCAUGCUCGGGCCGAAUCAAUCGCUGGCCUACAUCCUGUCGAAUGCGGGUUACGACGUCUGGAUGGGCAACUCCCGAGGCAACACCUAUUCCAAGGCACACGUGAACAUGUCGUCCAGCGAUUCCAAGUUCUGGGAGUUCUCUUGGCACGAGAUGGGCAUCUAUGAUUUGCCCGCGACGAUAGACCAUAUCCUCAACGCUACCGGUCAGAAGAAACUGCACUACGUGGCCCAUUCGCAGGGAGGCACCGUCUUGUUAGUCAUAAUGUCUGAGAGACCCGAGUACAACGAGAAGAUCGGCAAAGUCGCACUAUUCGCGCCCGUUGCCGAUAUGACGCAUUCCAGGAGUCCCAUCAUGAGCGUAUUCACCAAGAUCUCAACUCCGUUAUACUACGUAAUCAGAUUUUUCGGCGUCAACGAUUUCCUGCCGACUAAUGCUCUACUCACAAAAAUCGGUAGAGAAGCGUGCGAGGCUCGCUCGCCUUAUCAGGUUGUCUGCAGCAAUGUGCUGUUCAUGAUUACUGGUUACGACGCUUCCCUACUAAACGUGACUACCAUACCAAUCAUACUCGGACACGCUCCGGCCGGCAGUUCGAUCAAGCAGUUCUUCCAUUACGCGCAGGGGCACAGUUCGAAGAAAUUCCGUCAGUUCGACUACGGAUCCGCCGAGAUCAACAAUAUAUUCUACAACCAAACCGAGCCGCCAGAGUACAAAUUAGACAAUGUUCGGGUCCCUGUGGCGGUCUACUAUGCGCACAAUGAUCUCCUGACAGAUUAUAAAGAUAUCCUGUCGCUAGCCAAACGACUGCCAAAUGUUCCUGUACUUUACGAGGUACCGGAUGAAAAGUUCAACCACAUCGGCUUCACCUUCGCGACCAAGGCUCCGAAAAUCAUUUACGAACCGCUGAUGAGCUACCUCAAGAACAGCACCAUAACGUAACAAGAGAACCAAGUCAAAUGUUGCUCUCAUUUGCAUUUUUAUUUACAUUCGAACUACUGCAUAUCUUACCUAGUCACACGUAUAUUUUAUAAUUUUGUGGUAUGAACAUAUUUAUAGGAACUAUUGUAUACGCGGCGCGAAAGCCGAUAUCUUGUCUGAUAGUUGUUUAAGCACGUCGAUUUUUUUUCUACAUAAGUUUGUUAUUUUGUGAAAGCAAAGUCAAUGUUUAAAUAAAUUUCAAAACCACGUAUA